AUGACUCCAUCAUCUGUUAAAGCCAUUGCAAAGAAUUAUAUGAUAGAACUUGGUCGGAAAAUCUCGAUUGAUGCAACUUUAAAAGAAUGGCUUUAUGGGUUCAUGAAUCGUUGGAACAAUGAACUAAAACUAGCUAAAGAUGUUAAAUUGGAAAAAAAACGUUCAGAAGCUUGUACAACACAAGUUAUUUGUGAGUAUAUUACAUUUUUAGAAGCUUUCUUUACAGACACGACGCCUCAAUAUACGAAAUGGUCCGAUCAUUUAAAACAUGUUUUGGAGAAAAAUCAGCUCGUCAACCGACCCGACGCUAUUUGGAACGUUGAUGAGUCAGGAUUCACCGACGAUCCAGGUCGAAAACAAGUUAUCGUUAAAAGGUCCACAAAAUAUUCAACAUCAUCUCAUAGUGGCACUGGAAAAACUCAUGCUACUGUACUUAUGUGUACGUCUGCUAGUGGAGAAUGUUUACCUCCAUACAUAAUUCACAAAGAAGUUCAUUUGUACGACACUUGGUGCCCGAAGAACGGUUUCUCAGGCACAAGGUACAAUAUCUCUUCUACUGGUUGGGCAGAAGAGCCUAUCUUUUACGAUUGGCUGUCUUAUCAUUUCUUGCCCAGCGUCGAAUUCAUCAAACUGGCAAUGACUAAUGGUGUACAACUGGAAUGUUUGCCAACUCAUUCUACAACAAUUUUACAACCACUUGAUGCUGUUACUCUAACAAAAUUGAAAACCGCUUGGCGGAAAUUGUUACACCAACAUAACUUUAAAACAAAUUCAGCUCCUAUUGACAAAGUGAAAUUUGCAUAUUUAAUUAAAGACUUAUGGCAAAAUAAUCUAUUAAAAUCUCAUUGUCAAGGAGGCUUCGCUAAAGCAGACAUCUACCCAUUUGAUCCUAGAGCAGUGUCAAAAGAGAAACUAUUGUCACCUCCAUCAUCUAUCGGUGUACAUGACAAUCAAGUAUCUUUACCUACAGUUCGAUCUGACUCAAAUGGCAAUAUGGUUCACCGUAAUCGAAGUACAAAUACAAGUCGUACCAUCAAUCGCUCAUCAUCGUGUAUCAAUCUAUCAACUCUUUCUCUCGAUUUAACAAUGACUACUCUUGAAUUUUUAACUGACUUUAGUUCAUGUCUGACGACAGCCUCAAGUAAUUCUGCUUCUACUAUUAUUGAUACUUCGACGAAUUCCGUCAACGAUAUUACUUCUCAUAACUCAUCAACAAAUACUUCAAAUACUUUAAACGCACUGACUAAAGCUAUUAAUAAUCAUAUGACAUCAUCGCAACAAAUAGCAAAUAAGCGAAAGCGAGCCGUGGAGAGACCAUACGGCGAGAGCUUAACCAACAUGGAUGUCUUACUUAAACUGAACGAAAAGGAUAACAAAAAAAAAUCAAAAUCAGCCAAUGAAACAAAGGUCAGUGCUGGUUUUAUAACUUAG
Rotaria socialis is the source of this 1431-nucleotide messenger RNA. NCBI's taxonomy places the organism in Eukaryota, Metazoa, Rotifera, Eurotatoria, Philodinida, Philodinidae. The record is from the annotation of a GenBank genome assembly.